Molecule: messenger RNA, 1037 nt
Organism: Ipomoea nil (Japanese morning glory)
Lineage: Eukaryota; Viridiplantae; Streptophyta; Magnoliopsida; Solanales; Convolvulaceae
Product: protein kinase byr2-like
Exons: 2
Coding region: 34-957 (307 amino acids)
Biological process (GO): protein phosphorylation
Molecular function (GO): protein kinase activity; ATP binding
Source: RefSeq, a predicted model, not a curated record
ACACUCUUUUCAUCACAUCGCACUCUGUUUAAUAUGGCUUGUCAAAAAUUUCAAACUCUUGGCUCAGGAUCCUACGGCACUGUGUUUCUUGGCCGACUGCUUUCUUCAUCUUCAUCAACUGAUUCGCCCCUGUUCGCCGUCAAGUCUUCAAAGCUAGAGUCUUCAAGCUCACUUAGGGUUGAAGGGCGACUCUUGAAUGCACUCCGAGGAUGCCCCUAUAUCGUCCAGUGUUUCGGAGAAGACACAAGCGUAGAACACGGAAGGGCUGUCUACAACCUUUUACUGGAGUAUGCUCCGGGUGGGUCACUGGAGAACCUGAUCAAGUCUCGCACUGGAAGACUCUUAGAAUUCGAGGUAUCUUUCUAUGCUUAUCAGCUUUUGAAGGGGAUUCUGGACGUUCAUAGGCGAGGGUUGGUUCACUGUGAUUUGAAACCUGCGAAUGUCCUUGUCUUUCCGUGUGGGUUUGGGAUGAAUCGUCUGAAGAUCGCAGAUUUUGGACUGAGUAAGGUGGCUGGAGUUAACAUUUUUGGAGGUUGUCACCGCGGGUCAUUGCUGUAUACCUCGCCGGAGUCAUUGGUUUCGGGGAUGCACGAGGCGCCCAAGGAUAUAUGGGCUAUAGGUUGCAUGGUGGUGGAGAUGAUUACCGGAAACCCAGUCUGGAGGUUCCGGGACAGCAAGGAUGCGUUUCUAAACAUAUCAUUCAAGAAACCCGAAAUCCCAGAGGGCAUAUCGAAUAGCUGCAAGGAUUUUCUUGAGAGGUGCUUUGAAAGAAAUCCCACUACGCGAUCAACUGCAGCUGUUUUACUUAAUCAUCCAUUUGUUGCGAACGAAUUCAAUCGACUGUUGGGGCAAAAGUUGGAGAAGGAUCAUCAAGUAAUUGGAGGAUGGAGUUCCAAUGUUGGGCUGUUUUCGACUAAGAUACUAUAUGGAUAUAUUCCCCCCUAUGUUGUCACUUGAAGGAUCACCUGUGGGGGUGACAAAAGAUUGGACAGCAGUAUUGGCUAUCCUCAAGGAUAAUCUGCUGCAUACAAUUGUUA